UCGAUCAAAUUAUCAUCAUAGCUUUCUAUAUUUUCAGUAUCAUGAAGGUCUCAGCAAUUCUUGUUCUGUUUGGUGCUUUCUUUGCCUGCCAAAGCUAUCGUAUAAAGGGAUAUGGAGGUGACUAUGAUGAUGGAUAUAAAGGUGACUAUGACGAUGGCUAUCGAGGUGGUUAUAAAGAUGGCUAUGGAGGUGGCAAAAAAGUUGGCUAUGCAGGUGGUUACGGAGAAGGGUAUAAAGGUGGCUAUGGAGGUGGCAUUGAAGGUGGCUAUGGGGGUGGAUAUGGUGGCAAAUAUGGAGGUGGCCAUGACGGCUACAAUGGCGGAAAAUAUGAUGAAUAUAAUAGAGGGUACGGAGGUGGGUAUGGCGGUGGCUACAAUGGCGGUUACGGCGGUUCAAAUGGCGGCUACGGUGUAGACGUUCACGGUGGUGGCUUGAAAAAAAUGCUGGGUCAUGAAGGAGGAAAUGGAGGUUACGGUGGUGGCCAUGGUGGUUUCGGUGGCGACUAUGGCGGAUACCAUGCAAAAGAAUACUAAAGAAAGACCCCUCAAUUCCAUUGAAUUCCAAUUCCAUUGGCACCAGUCCUG
Molecule: messenger RNA, 584 nt
Organism: Mya arenaria
Lineage: Eukaryota; Metazoa; Mollusca; Bivalvia; Myida; Myidae
Product: ctenidin-3-like
Exons: 2
Coding region: 42-533 (163 amino acids)
Source: RefSeq, a predicted model, not a curated record